Gymnogyps californianus (California condor) is the source of this 2187-nucleotide messenger RNA. RefSeq names its product TNF receptor associated factor 5 (gene TRAF5). The transcript has 10 exons. Bases 29 to 1696 code for a protein of 555 amino acids. Gene Ontology annotation, biological process: protein K63-linked ubiquitination; positive regulation of JNK cascade; tumor necrosis factor-mediated signaling pathway. The record is from RefSeq and is a predicted model, not a curated record. Gene Ontology annotation, molecular function: zinc ion binding; tumor necrosis factor receptor binding; thioesterase binding. Gene Ontology annotation, cellular component: plasma membrane signaling receptor complex. NCBI's taxonomy places the organism in Eukaryota, Metazoa, Chordata, Aves, Accipitriformes, Cathartidae.
CGAACCCAGUGCUCUCUCGGGCAUCUUCAUGCGCCAGAACUCUGCCAACGCCGUCUCUCUGGACUUCGAGCCUGAUGCCGACUACAAGUUUGUUGAAACCUUAGAAGACCGGUACAAGUGUGCCUACUGCCACCUCGUCCUUCACAAUCCCCACCAGACAGGAUGUGGGCACCGAUUUUGUCAGCAGUGCAUUCUUUCUUUGAGAGAAUUGAAUGCAGUACCCACUUGUCCUGUCGACAAAGAAACGAUAAAAAUGCACGAGGUAUUCAAAGACAACUGCUGUAAAAGAGAAGUUCUCAGCUUGCAUGUGUUCUGCAAAAACAUUCCUGACUGCAAUUCAAAAAUAAUUCUGGGACGAUAUCAGGUUAGUGGUUUAAUGUGCUGUUGCGUGUUGCAGGAGCAUCUUCAGCAGUGUUUGUUUGAAAGCGUGCAAUGCACUAAUGAUGGAUGUUGUGAUCAAAUUCUUCGGAAAGACUUGAAAGAGCAUUUGAGCCAGCACUGUAAAUUUCGAGAAGAAAUGUGUCAGUACUGUAGUAAAUAUGUGGUGUUAAUUAACAUAAAGAAUCAUGAGAAAAAUGACUGUCCUGAUUAUCCUGUGCCUUGUCUCCAAAACUGUUCACAAAUAAUUCUGAAAAAGGAGGUUGAAAAGCACCACGCGGUGUGCCCUGAGGCAGAAGUGGACUGCCCGUAUAAGCAGUACGGCUGUCUUGUAAAGGUGAAAAGAGGGAAACUUGCCGAACAUGAAAACGGCGCCCUGAGGGAACACAUGCUGCAGAUUUUAGACAAGAACUCCCGGUUGGAAGAACAGAUAUCUGACUUGUAUAAGAGUCUGGAAUGUAAAGAGAUUAAAAUCCAGCAGCUAGCAGAGGCCAUUAAAAAGUGUGAGAAAGAAUUCAGACAGUUUACACAACUGUUUGGUAAAAAUAGCAACUUGAUGGUAAGCACACAGGCUCUGGCCAGUCACCUGGAUAAGUCUGCGCGCCUGGAAUCGCAAGUGAAACAGCUAAUACAGAUGGCAAACCAGCAACAAAGCAAAUUGGACUUGCGACCCCUGUUUGACACAAUUGAAAAUGUAAAACAGAAGAUUGCCCUCAUGGAGACAUACGAUCAGCGCUUGGUUGUUUUGGAAGGUCAGUCCAGCAAACACGAUCUCCAGAUCAAUAUUCACAAAGCACAGCUCAAUAAAAAUGAAGAACGAUUUAAGCUUUUGGAAGGCACGUGCUACAAUGGGAAAUUAAUUUGGAAAAUCACGGACUACAAGAUGAAGAAGAAAGAAGCGGUGGAAGGCCGUGUCCUCUCCAUAUUCAGCCAGCCCUUUUACACCAGCCGCUGCGGGUACAGGUUAUGUGCGAGAGCCUACCUGAACGGGGAUGGCUCAGGAAAGGGAACACACGUCUCUCUCUACUUCGUAGUGAUGAGAGGGGAAUUUGACUCGCUGCUACUGUGGCCUUUCAAGCAGAAAGUUACACUUAUGCUUUUGGACCAAAGUGGGAAAAAAAAUCACAUUGUGGAAGUCUUUAGAGCUGACCCCAAUAGCAGCAGUUUCAAAAGGCCGGACGGAGAGAUGAAUAUUGCCUCUGGAUGUCCACGCUUCGUGCCGCACACAGUCCUGGAGAACACAAAGAACACCUAUAUCAGAGAUGACACUCUGUUUUUGAAAGUGGUUGUGGAUUUAACCGAUCUGGAGGAGUUGUGAAAAGUGUGCCCGAUCAAUGCGACUGCUUUAACCGUUAAGAAAUGCUUUCUUGGUGACUACCAGCCAUGCAAUAGUGAAUUGCCACUAGUCAAGCUACUGAUAAUGCUUCGAGGCUUUUGGACUGCAUAACAGAUAAUGAAUUGCCAAAGCAUCAGCCUUUCCUUUUUUAACCUUUUUUUUCAAGACUGCAUUUUUAAGGCAGCUAGAAGUCCAGUUUGAUGCGAACAUGCAUUCGAUCCAGACUUGGCUCAGUCCAGGUGGGGGGCAAUGCUUAGCUCCCAUCACCAGACUGGCGUUUGGAGAUGAAACUCCUCCAGUAAGCCCCCUGGAGCCCAAGCAGGCCUGUGGGCUCCCGUCCCUCACACAGAACUGAAGCCAUGCCCAAGCGUGCAAGUGCAUUUCACCUGCCUGAAAUGGAAACAUUUCAACAUUAGCACAUUUGAAUCAAUGUAUCUUGAUCCCUCCGUCUCCUAGAUUUUUGAAGCGGGGAG